This is a messenger RNA of Podospora pseudopauciseta, 533 nucleotides long. RefSeq lists its product as uncharacterized. NCBI's taxonomy places the organism in Eukaryota, Fungi, Ascomycota, Sordariomycetes, Sordariales, Podosporaceae. The record is from RefSeq and is a predicted model, not a curated record. The transcript is spliced from 2 exons. Bases 267 to 533 code for a protein of 88 amino acids.
GUCUAUCAGCGCGUGUGCUGUGAAACAGUGUCAUCUGAAGACAACAGACUCGCCGAGAUGCCAACGUCUCGCUCCCGAGAAGCCAUGCGGUGGAUCGACGCCUCGUCAGAUCUUCUUCGUCGCUUUUUCUUUUCUUUUCUUGGGGGAGACCCCGGCAGAACCGCCCCCUGUCGCGGUUCGGGGCCCAGGUGGACACGAUCACGCAAGUCAACAAGGGUCGAUCCUUGCAACCCUGGCACCUCCCAUCCAACCUGAGCCUCCCCACCAUGGCCCAGCAAGGCACGGGCACGGCAGACAUCCUGCUUCUGCAUGGCCUAACAACAAAGACCCGGGGACCCUCCACGCGAGCAAAACGCGUCCUCUGUGUACAGUUGCUACAUUUAGCCGGGAACCUGGAUCCAGACCGGAGUGACGGUGCCGUGGUCAAAAGACUGAAGGAGGUCAAAGAGGGCGCCGGUAUCUUGCAUAACCGCAGACCAGCAGCAAGCCACUUCAGCAUCUGUUUGCAAAGGGGGGUUCGUUGGGGACUGUAG